This is a messenger RNA of Cajanus cajan (pigeon pea), 354 nucleotides long. Its product is annotated as non-specific lipid-transfer protein 10. NCBI's taxonomy places the organism in Eukaryota, Viridiplantae, Streptophyta, Magnoliopsida, Fabales, Fabaceae. The record is from RefSeq and is a predicted model, not a curated record. Gene Ontology annotation, molecular function: lipid binding. Gene Ontology annotation, biological process: lipid transport.
AUGGGAGAGAAGAAAGUUUUGGGUGUUGUGAUGUUUGUUAUGGCUUAUUGUUUGGCUGUAACAACAUUCACAGCAUCACAAGUUCCAGCAACAUGCAAUGGCUUUGAACCAUUACUUUUUCAAUGUGUGGCUUAUUUGGUUCUCCCAGACCCCGGUACUCCUUCUGCUCAUUGUUGUGAUGGAGCAAGAGUGGCGUUUCAAAGAGCCAACAAUCCUCAAGCUAUCCAAAACUUUUGUAGUUGUCUUGUGGAUGCUGGACCAUAUUUGAACUUUCAGCCUUCGAGUUUGGUUCAACUUCCAGUAGCAUGCAAGAUUAAACCUUCCUUUUCUAUGGAUAAAUGUAUAUAUGGUUAG